This is a messenger RNA of Dermatophagoides pteronyssinus (European house dust mite), 1143 nucleotides long. RefSeq lists its product as uncharacterized. The record is from RefSeq and is a predicted model, not a curated record. Lineage: Eukaryota; Metazoa; Arthropoda; Arachnida; Sarcoptiformes; Pyroglyphidae.
UUAUAUGCGCGCAUUGCUCGAUUUGCGCGGCAAAAAAAACGUUAUGUUGUUUUGGUUUUGAUGAUGACAGUUUGCGCAACACUUUUACCUUUGUUUUGUGUUUGCUUUGAAAUCUUGUCCAACAUAUUUUUCAUCGAUGAUAAUCUGAAAAAAUAAUGGAUUCUUCUCAAGAUUCUAUUAUUCUGCCACCAAUAAAUGAACCAAAAUGUGAAGAAUUAUUUGAUCAACUUUUUACUAAAAAUCAUGAUCAAAAUGAUCCAAAUGAUGAUGAACAUUUAAAUGUAAAAAAACCUAUACGAACAUAUGAAAAUGUCAAAUCAAAAAUUGUUCGAUUCUGCGAUGAUGAUAAUUACCAUGAAGAUAAUAGUGACAAUUACAGUGAAGAUGAUCAAGAAUCAUUGGAUGAAAAUCAUGUUCCAUUAUUCAAUGAAUUAGAUGAUAAACCAAAAAAAACGAAAAAGGUUAGAAAAAAGAAAUUGGCAUAUCCAAAUGUUUCGAAAGAUGCCGUACUCGAAGCAUUCCAGAAAGCUAUCGAAUCAAAAGAACUACCAGAUUUUGAUGAAAUUGAUAAAUUUCCAUUGGAAAUUCGAAUUGUUGAACAACAACAAGAAAAGAAACGGCAACGAAAAUCCGAACGACAACAACCAAUAAAAACACGAAAAUCGAUAAAGAAUCAGAAGAAACCUGUCUUGUCAAAGGUUGAUCAAAAUCAAGAAAAUGUUAACAACAAAAUCGAUAAAAUUCCUGUACGUCGAAGUAAUCGAAGUUCAAGAAAAUCAAACAUUUUGAUGGAACAAAAUCCAAACAAAACAAAAUCUUCAUCUACAAAUGAAGAACAAAGCUGUACCAAUGAUUUAUUUGUUUUGGAUGAAUCCUAUAUUUCUUGUAUUAGUUCAUCAUCUUCUCAUGGUAAAUCGGAUCAAAAUUCGGAAAAAUUAACCAAUAUCGAUGAUUUGACAUUUCGAAAAGCUUCUGCAAUCAAAAGCAGUACACCAUUCAGAUCAAUACGAAGUCGAACAUUGAGAAAACGAUUAGCUUCGAAACAUAAUUUUACACCAAAUUGAUUUAUUAUCAUCAUCAAAACAUGAAACCUUUUUUCUAUAAUUUUCUUUUAUCUACUUAUUAUUCCAUAACUUUUUUAUU